Messenger RNA from Lacerta agilis (Sand lizard), 2999 nucleotides. RefSeq names its product acylamino-acid-releasing enzyme-like. The record is from RefSeq and is a predicted model, not a curated record. Gene Ontology annotation, biological process: proteolysis. The transcript has 22 exons. The coding region runs from base 37 to 2247 and encodes 736 amino acids. NCBI's taxonomy places the organism in Eukaryota, Metazoa, Chordata, Lepidosauria, Squamata, Lacertidae. Gene Ontology annotation, molecular function: serine-type endopeptidase activity.
AGCGCCUCUCGGGCUGCUUCGGGGAAACCUUGGACGAUGGCUUCCAGAGCGAAAGAGGCGCCUCCAGCAGGAUCGGGUCCUCUAAGCGCCCUGUACCGGGAGCUGAACCGGUUUCCCCGCGUGACUUAUGCCAGUGUAGGAGUCGGGUUUGCUGCCUACGGCGCCGCCGCCGAGUGCCGGCCCCUCUACACCGAGUGGUGCCAGCCUGACCUGGGGCGCUGUCAGAAGCUGCAUUUCAGCCGUCAGUAUAUCUUACACCACAAUAGCAGAGCAGUUGUCUCCGUUACUCCUGUUGGUGUUCCAGCUGAGAUCCGGGACCAACUGCUGAUCAGAAUGUCACCUACUGGGAUGCAUAAGGCUGUUUUCACCCAUCACUUGGAAAUGGGGCAGAAGCAGGAAGUGAUAGAGGUCUGGAACAAGAGUGGAAGGGUGAGAAGCAUUAAUCUCACAGCACUGGAUAAACAUGGCAGAGUAUAUACAGAUGAGCAGUUUGGGUGUGUUGCCUGGUCCAGCUCAGAAACACAGAUCCUUUAUGUUGCUGAGAGAAGACGCCCCAAAAGGCAACCACUUUUCCCUCAAAGCAGGUCCCCCCAAGGAGAGGAGCCAGGUGAAGCAAGAAAGGAGGAGCACUUUUUAUACUAUGACAAUUGGGGAGAGGCACUGAGUGAUAAAAGCUUCCCUGUCUUGUGCGUGGUGAAUGUUGAAACCAGUGAAGUUUCAGUGCUAGAGGGCAUCCCAGGGCAUAUCUCCCCUGGACAGGCCCUGUGGUCCCCAGAUGACAAAGGUAUACUGUUCGUUGGCUGGUGGCACGAGCCCUUCAGACUGGGUUUGAAUGCUUGCUCCAACAGAAGGUCAGCCCUUUUUCUCUUCGAUCUCUCUGAAAGUAGCUGUGAGUUGCUGUCCUCAGAUUCGGAGGCUGUUUCCUCUCCCAGGCUCAGCCCUGACGGAACUCGCCUGCUUUACCUUGAGUGCCCUGUAUUUGGGCCUCAUCGCCAGUGUCUGAAGCUACAGAUGCUCAAUUGGCAAACUAAGCUCACAUCUACAGUGGUGGACGUAGUCAGGACUGCCACAUCUGGGUUUUUUGGGAUUUACUCAGGGGCGCUGCCUCUGCUUUGUUGGGCUGCUGACAACCAUAGAGUCCUGCUUAGCACUCCUCAAAGGAGUAGAAAGGAGCUGCUGGUUGUGGAUACCGAGCUGGGGAGUGUGAAGGCUAUUACAGAAGACACUCCAGAAGGUAGCUGGACCCUGCUGGGAAUUCAGCAGGAUCUCCUGGUGGUGAGCUGCUCAUCUCCCAAUUGCCCUCCAAGCCUGAAGGUGGGAGUGCUUCCCCCUGCAGGAUGUGAGCUGGAACUGCAGUGGACGAGUGUGGAGGAAGCCUCUGUACUGCCAGAUAUAGAAUGGAAGAUUCUCACAGUACAUCCUCCUGUGACUGAGGACAACCAGUACACUGGCCAGGCAUUUGAAGCCCUGUUGCUGACUCCUCGGGGGAACAAACGAGGAGAAAAGACACUUCCCCUGAUUGUUUCUCCACAUGGUGGCCCACAUGCUGUCUUUGAUGCUUGUUGGCGUCCUAAAAUGGCAAGUCUCUGCCAGUUGGGUUUUGCUGUGCUCAUGGUGAAUUACAGGGGUUCCCUUGGCUUUGGGCAAGCCAGCAUCGAGUCUCUAAUCUCCCAUGUGGGAGUGCAAGAUGUGGAGGACACUCAGCUGGCAGUGAAAUUGGCACUACGGACAGAACCUCUGGACCCAGAUAGAAUUGCUUUGCUGGGAGGGUCUCAUGGUGGCUUUGUCUGCUGCCAUUUGAUUGCCCGAUACCCAGAGAUGUACAAAGCCUGUGUAGUCAGAAGCCCUGUCAUCAACAUGGCCACUCUACUGGGGACCUCUGACAUCUCUGACUGGAGGUAUGCAGUGCUAGGUCUGCCAUACUGCUUUGAGAGGAUUCCUUCUGAGGAAGACCUGACUGCCAUGCUGCUCUGCUCCCCUAUAAUUCAUGCUGCAAAGGUGCGCACACCAUUAUUGAUGUAUGUGGGUGCCAGGGACCGGCGAGUGUCUCCGUACCAAGCUCUGGAAUAUUACCGUGUGCUGCGAGCCAGAGGUACCCCUGUGCGGCUGUUGUGGUACCCAGAAGAGAAUCAUGCUGUAAGUGGAAUGGAGGCUGAAGCAGAUGUCUUUAUGAACAGUGCACAGUGGAUUUUGCAUUACCUUUCUAAGGAAGCGGACCCUGAAAGUCAGCAGCCAGCUGAGAAAUAAAGGAUCUCAAAUAUUAAGAAGCAGCCAGCCUGUGGAGAUACACACCAUGCCACAUGAAGAUUGCCAGAUAGAAUAGAUCUAGGCUUUGUAUCCCUGACAGGAGUCCCGUUCCUCUUUCAGUGUAUUCUUGGUCUUAAAAGAUGUGCUGCUGGUGCCUUGGAAGCUGCCUUGUACAGAGUCAAACCAUUGACCCCUGCAGCCCAGUACUGUCUAUGUUGACAGAGAGCAGCUCCCCAGGGUGUCAGAUUGCAGGCAUUUUCAGCCCUAUCUGAAGAUGCUGAGGAUUCAAGCUGGGACCUUCUGCAUGGGCAGAUGUUCUACCACUGUGCUAUGAUGUAGGUCCUUUUCAGAAAAUCCCCAGCAAACAGUCAACUGUCUAAUUGAACUUAACUCUUGUAGCAAACCUGAUGCCUUAAAAUUUUGUAUUGCUGCUUAUAACUACAAGGCAGUAUGGAUAGUGCUUACUUAUUUAUUUACAGGACACCAGAUCUUGGAAUAAUAGGUGCUAAAAUAAAAAAAAACCUCAACCUUCUUGUUUUUAUUGUUGUAUGUACUAAGCUAUACAUAGCCAAAGUGGUCCCUGAGGGAAUUAAAUGUCAUAUAAGAUUAUAGCUUCAAGAUUGUGGUAUGCAAAAUAUGUGGGAAUCACUGAUAUACCAGCAACAACUAUGUCACAGUGAGAACCCUAAAUGUAGGAAUAUACAGCAAUGGCAAAGCUUAUGAGUUUUAUAAUGAUGAAAGAAGGAAGGGCA